This is a messenger RNA of Labrus bergylta (ballan wrasse), 735 nucleotides long. It is a transcript of the gene pold4, whose product is annotated as DNA polymerase delta 4, accessory subunit. Gene Ontology annotation, molecular function: DNA-directed DNA polymerase activity. Gene Ontology annotation, biological process: DNA-templated DNA replication; DNA synthesis involved in DNA repair. Gene Ontology annotation, cellular component: delta DNA polymerase complex. The record is from RefSeq and is a predicted model, not a curated record. NCBI's taxonomy places the organism in Eukaryota, Metazoa, Chordata, Actinopteri, Labriformes, Labridae.
CAGAAAUAGAAGAAGAAGAAAUUGCGUCAGUUUUGGUCGAGUUGUUUUCCUGCAGACUGAAUGAAAAGAAAACAUAUUUUAAUAGACAUUUUAUUUCCUCGAUAACAAGAUCAGUCACCAUGACGACCAAGCACAGGCUGAUAACUGAUUCAUUUAAAGUGAUGAAGAAGGCGAGGAGGGGGACCAAACGAGGGAAGAGGUCUCCUCCUCCUUCUCCGCCUCCACAGGAAGCAGAAGCUGAAACUAAAUCGGUCCGAGAGGAGGAGCUGCAGCAGCUCAAACAGUUUGAUCUGGACUGGAGAUUUGGGCCGUGCACAGGUAUCAGCCGGCUGCAGAGAUGGGAGAGAGCAAAACUUCACGGAAUGAACCCACCUGAGGAGAUCAGAGAGCUGCUGCUGCAGACACAAAUCGACUCCGAGUACACCCAGAGCCUGUGGAGUGAUUAUCCUCUGUGAGAAAGUCAACCAGAGAGGGGGAAACAUGUGCAGACUUGAAGAGAAGACGAGUCCAUUUUAUCACUCAAAAUCACCAAUGUGACUGAAUGUGACUGAUUUAUUUUUUCUUAUUGUCUCUAACCCUCAAUAAUAAUAAUAAAUAAAAACUCUAAACAAGAACAGCAGAGAGAGAAAUCUCCUCCAGGAUGUAGACGGAAGAAUGUAAGGAAUCAUGGUUGUGUUUUUGAACUUUAGAUUUUUAUUGAAGUUUUUAAUAAAAAAAAAAAAAAAUGUACCAUAA